AGCGCUCAGAACAUCACCUGAUAAUUAAGUGGCAUCACCUACUACUUUUUGUACAUUUACGCACUCUGCAAUCCUGUCAAACAUUAGAUGUAACAAUUGCUUAAAUAAAUGCCAUUCGCUUUUAUAACGUGAACAAAACAACACGAUUUCGGCUUUUUGUUCUAUUUCGCUUUUCAUCGCUAUUCGUUCGAGCUCAAAAAUUCUUGCGCGACGACAUACAUUUGUUGGUGACCCCGACGUGAUACCGCGUGCAGUUACAUUGCAUACUUUGUUGCUUUUUUCGCAGUACCGUGUACAGAUCACCAGAUCCUACAGUUAACUCAUCGCGGUUAAUAGUUUUGUUGUUCGUAGUUUUUCUCCUAUUUUGCCGUGCAAAAAUAUACAGUGUACAAAUCACGAACUUCAACUGUUAAUUUAGUUGAACAGUUUCAUUUAACCGUAUUAAUAUAUAUAAACAGUUUGCCGUGCAAACAGUUACCUCGUAACAUUCGUUUAAAAAAAAAAUGUCGUUUUUAAAAAGAAAAAGUGAAGCCAUUUUACGCAAGUUAAAUUCAACACCACUUGGCAUGGAAGAACUUAAUUCCAUGGAUCAUGCAGAGCUGUCAGUCAGAUCAGAACAGCUCGAUCGUAUUCAACAUCAAUUCGAAUUAACGCAGUCACAAUUGGAGGAAGAGGACCCUGAUGAGCUUGAAACUACCACUCGCGAUGAAUUCGCGGCAACUUUCAUCAGAGUUAAGGCAGCGUUUACGAGGGAGUUAAACAAGUUGGAUCCUCAAGUAAUGUCAUCUACGAGACAUCAACCUUUACAGGAGCAACCAUCGGUCAUUGUGAUGAAACAACCAAAGUCUCGUCUGCCGCAGUUGCAGCUACCGUCAUUUGGAGGAGCGUAUACAGAUUGGCCGAACUUUUUUGGCAUGUUUCAAACAAUAGUACACGAUGAUACAGAAUUGUCAAACUUGGAAAAAUUCCAGCAUCUUCGUUCUUGCCUCAAGGGAGCAGCACUGGAUACUAUCCAAUCACUUGAAAUGCGUGACGAAAACUACACAAUUGCUAUGAAAUUACUUAGUCAAAGAUUCAGUAAUCGACGUUUGAUUUUUCAGGCACACAUUCAAGAGCUAUUCGGAUUACAGAGGGUGAGCACUGACAAGAAAUCAGGAGAGUUGCGUUCGCUGGUGGACAAAUUAGUAUCGCAUGUUCGAGCCUUGCAUUCGUUGGGUACGUUCGAACAAAUAGCUGAUUGUUUGCUUCAGUAUAUCGCUGCACAGAAAUUGGAUCCCGAAACACACGCAUUAUGGGAAGAAAAGGUUCCAGUUGACGAGUUGCCCACGUGGACGGACAUGACUACGUUCUUGCAGAGGAGAUGUCAAACAUUAGAAAAUGUGAUUCAUGCUAUGGUAACAAAAACACCUAGCACACAGGUGAGCAAUACAAAGUAUCGUAAAAAUGCAUUUGUUGUUUCUAAGACUUCCACCAAAAGUUGUUCGAUUUGUCAAAAACAUGACCAUAUUGUAUACACGUGCCCACUAUUCGCAAGUUUGAGUCCAAGUGACAGGUGGAAGGAAGCCAAAAGAGCACAUCUGUGCAUAAAUUGUCUCAAACCAGGACAUCAGGUGCAGCAAUGUAAAUCUUCUACAUGUCGUUGUUGCUCAAUGAAGCAUCAUACCCUGCUGCAUUUUACUCAAGUCCACCAAGCCGUAACUGGUAUUUUAGAAACCACACCUGGUCCAUCACAGCCAGCUGUCCUCGUCACAAGGACAUCAAAAAGUCGCUCACCUUCACCUCUGUCACGCUCUUGUUCAACUGAAUGUGUGCUUCUUGCAACUGCUAUUGUUUUCGUUCGCAACAGUGUCCGAUCGCUAAUACCAUGUCGUGCAAUCCUCGAUUCUGCUUCACAACUCAAUUUUAUCGUCUUUAGCAGUUUCUGGUAUCGGAGAUUCAGAAUUUAUUGUUAA
This is a messenger RNA of Bactrocera dorsalis (oriental fruit fly), 1952 nucleotides long. RefSeq lists its product as uncharacterized. Bases 504 to 1952 code for a protein of 482 amino acids. The record is from RefSeq and is a predicted model, not a curated record. The transcript has a single exon. Lineage: Eukaryota; Metazoa; Arthropoda; Insecta; Diptera; Tephritidae. Gene Ontology annotation, molecular function: nucleic acid binding; zinc ion binding.